CCAAAAUUUGGAAUUACAGGCAAAGCAAGGACCUCAAUUUCCUAAUCUGCAGUUGUUUGUUAUCUUCUUUGAUUUGGAUGAAGAGAUAGAGACAUAUGGCAGCUCCGGUGAUGAUAAACGGCGGCGAUGCGACGGAGAGGGAAGCUCGAAUGGCACACUCUGCAAUGACCUUCGUUCAGCUCAUUUAUGGCGCUUACCAUGUGAUUACGAAAGUAGCUCUUAACGUUGGUAUCAAUCAGCUCGUCUUCUGUGUCUUCCGUGAUCUUCUUGCCCUCUCGAUUCUCGCACCUCUCGCUUAUUUCCGCGAAAGAGGGAUCAGGCCUCCUAUGAAUAAAAGCAUCUUCUUUUCACUCAUAUUUCUCGGUUUAGCAGGGAUAUUUGGGAACCAAUUACUAUUUCUUAUGGGUUUAUCAUACACGAAUCCAACUUAUGCCGCUGCUAUACAACCAUCCAUCCCAGUCUUUACCUUUCUAUUAGCUCUGAUGAUGGGUACAGAGAAAGUGAGCUUGUUUAAAAUCGAGGGCCUUACUAAAGUUGGAGGUACCCUAGUUUGUGUAUCGGGUGCAGUAGUGAUGGCUUUGUUCCGUGGUCCAGCCUUGUUUGGAGAUAAAAAUGCAGACUUUACAGAAAAUACUGUAACCAUUGAUAGAAGUCAACCUGAGCUUCAUGGUUGGUUAGUCACUAGUUUUCUUGGUCUUGGGCUAGAUCUAUGGCACAUUGGAGUUGUAUGCUUGAUUGGAAACUGCAUGUGUAUGGCUGCUUUUCUCGCUGUCCAAGCACCGGUUCUGAAGAAGUAUCCUGCGCACCUCUCGGUUACUGCGUAUUCAUACUUCUUCGGUGCAUCAAUAAUGAUCACAACUGCUCUCGUGUUUGUUAAAGAGCCUAAAGAUUGGAGCUUGACACAAUCCGAGGUUCUUGCUGUUAUAUUCGCGGGAGUGUUUGCAUCAGCUCUAAACUAUGGACUCUUGACUUGGUCUAAUAAAAUUCUUGGAGCUGCUUUGGUUUCUCUCUACAACCCUCUACAGCCUGCAGCAUCCGCCUUUUUAUCGACGAUUUUCCUCGGCAGUCCAAUCUAUCUCGGAAGCGUUGUGGGAGGAAUUCUUAUCAUUUCCGGGCUUUAUAUGGUUACUUGGGCGUCUUAUAAAGAACAACAAACAACAGUUUCAGGAAAUGCGAUUGCUUCUUCUGGUGAUGUAAGAAUCGUAGAACCUUUGAUUUACAGAGAUGAGACUGAUAAUAAAAUCAGGUGAAAGACAGUCAUUUUUGCUUUCAGACAAGAUGUAUAUUAGACAGUUUUUUUUACCAGUUAAGCUUUAUUCGUUGCUUUACUUUUGAA
This is a messenger RNA of Eutrema salsugineum, 1336 nucleotides long. RefSeq names its product WAT1-related protein At5g45370. NCBI's taxonomy places the organism in Eukaryota, Viridiplantae, Streptophyta, Magnoliopsida, Brassicales, Brassicaceae. The record is from RefSeq and is a predicted model, not a curated record. The transcript is spliced from 6 exons. Gene Ontology annotation, molecular function: transmembrane transporter activity. Bases 96 to 1250 code for a protein of 384 amino acids. Gene Ontology annotation, cellular component: plasma membrane.